GAGGCCGCGGCGGGCGGAGCGGGCGCGUUUGAAUCGCGGCGCGGCCGCUGCCCUCCCCUCCGCCAGCCCCGCCAUGAACUUCUCGGAGCCGUUCAAGCUCUCCGGCCUGCUCGCCAGGUUCUCCCCCGAUGGCAAGUGCCUGGCUUCCUGCGUGCAGUACCGGCUGGUGGUUCGGGACGCCAGCACCCUGCGGAUCCUGCAGCUGUACACGUGCCUGGAUCAGAUCCAGCACAUAGAGUGGUCGUCCGACUCGCUCUUCAUACUGUGUGCCAUGUACAAGCGUGGGGUUGUUCAGGUCUGGUCCUUGGAGCAGCCAGACUGGCACUGUAAGAUAGACGAGGGCUCAGCGGGAUUGGUGGCUUCAUGCUGGAGUCCGGAUGGUCGUCACAUCCUCAACACAACCGAGUUCCAUCUGCGGAUAACUGUGUGGUCCUUGUGUACCAAAUCUGUGUCCUACAUCAAGUAUCCCAAAGCUUGUCAGCAGGGGAUAGCUUUCACUAAGGACGGCCGCUACAUGGCAGUCGCGGAAAGACGGGACUGCAAGGACUUUGUCAGCAUCUUUGUGUGCAGUGACUGGCAGCUGCUGAGGCAUUUUGACACUGAAACACAAGAUCUGUUUGGAAUCGAGUGGGCUCCUAAUGGCUGUGUUCUGGCAGCGUGGGAUACGUGUCUGGAGUACAAGAUCCUGCUGUACUCCCUGGAUGGGCGCCUGCUCUCCACCUACCGGGCGUACGAGUGGUCGCUGGGCAUCAAAUCAGUCACCUGGAGCCCCAGCAGUCAAUUUGUGGCCAUUGGCAGUUAUGAUGAAAAGGUGCGUAUCUUGAACCAUGUCACUUGGAAGAAGAUCACAGAGUUUGAGCAUCCAGCGACCAUCACAAGCACCAAGACUAUUGUGUAUAAAGAAGUGGAGAAAUCCCCAUCUGUUGAAACAGAGAGACUUUCUUUCCCUCCAACAAGAGCAUUGGCUAGUUCUCUCUUCAGCACACAAAGUAAAUAUGACAUUUCCCAGGUGCCAGUUUCUUUGCCGUUCAUCAAACCAGUUGCUGACAGGGCCAAUCCUAAAAUGGGAAUUGGGAUGUUGGCAUUCAGUCCAGAUAACUGUUUCCUGGCAACCAAAAAUGAUAACAUUCCCAACGCUGUCUGGAUCUGGGACAUUCAAAAGCUGAAACUGUUUGUAGUCUUGGAGCAGCUGUGUGCCAUCCAGUGUUUCCAGUGGGACCCACGCCAGCCUCGGCUUGCUGUGUGCACAGGAACCAGCAAAGUCUUCUUCUGGUCCCCAGCUGGCUGUGUGUCAGUGCAGGUGCCAGCAGAAGGUGACUUCCAGAUCCUCUCUCUGUCCUGGCAUUCCAGUGGAGACUCCUUGGUGCUUCUGAGUAAGGACAACUUUUGUGUGUGUUACUUAGAAAAAGAGGUAAAAUAACAAUCAUAUGCAUUAAAAAUGCUUACAAGUUUGAGGAAGAAUGAGGAAAGGGGUCAAACCCUGUUGCUCAGUCUGAAGAUUUUGUAUUUAUCAGUUAUUUAUUUGAAGGAGCAUACCCAGACUCCAUGUAAAGCACUCUGAUUACACUUGAAUGAAGUGAUGUAGCAACUGAAGUGUGGAUUGUGAAGCCUGGAUUUCAAGAAAACUUUAGUAUUGAUGUGGCUGGAUUUUCUCUUGAAUUCUGUCAACUAGACACCUUGAUUUCCUCAGGCUGUAGCUGUGUGUAUAUAAUGUAUAGCAAUUAUUUAAAUUUUAUA
Colius striatus (speckled mousebird) is the source of this 1737-nucleotide messenger RNA. It is a transcript of the gene WRAP73, whose product is annotated as WD repeat containing, antisense to TP73. Gene Ontology annotation, cellular component: mitotic spindle; microtubule organizing center; MWP complex. The transcript is spliced from 12 exons. The record is from RefSeq and is a predicted model, not a curated record. The coding region runs from base 74 to 1420 and encodes 448 amino acids. Lineage: Eukaryota; Metazoa; Chordata; Aves; Coliiformes; Coliidae. Gene Ontology annotation, biological process: microtubule anchoring at mitotic spindle pole body; protein localization to mitotic spindle pole body; mitotic sister chromatid segregation. Gene Ontology annotation, molecular function: protein binding.